GUAUAUACACACAUGUCAUUCACCUAAUGUCAAAUAUACAAAAUAAUACUAGAGUGUUCUAGUUAUUUCGUUAUACGAUUGUAUAAAAUUACUGUGUAAAGGUGUUAAAAAACGAUUGUUGAUCGACUGUCGGAUGAUUUUAUGCUAUAUUUAAAGCUGUAAAAUAUAAAUUGCUUGCAUGAACCCGAACAGAAUGACGGUUGAACCUAACCAACAAAAUCCAACAUCGGUUUUCGGUUUUGAUUCCUAUCCACCGCUCUCAGCUGUAAAUUGGAAUCAGACAAAUCCGUUUACUAGUAAUAUAUCACCAAAUAUACCACGAGUUCAAAAUGAUAUGUUUAAUAUCAACUCGGGUUUAUCAUCUCAAUCGUUCAAUAGGUCUUCCUUAUCAGAUCAAAGGAAUCCCGUUCAAUUUCAACACUUUAAUAAUUUCACAUUUGGUACUCCAAGACCUACACCUGAAAUAGUGCAGUUUCCAUUUAGUAGUAGUACUAUGGGAUUUGGUACUAGAGAAUUUCGAUGUAAAAGAAAAACUGAUUCACCAUCCUUACAGCCUGCCAAACAGCUAAUAACAGAAGAGAAAGUGGCGGAACAUCUGGCACGACUUCAUAUUAACUCUGAAACGGCAGAACCGAAAGAAAACGAGACUAAUCGUAUGCAACGUCUGUAUAUGUGCGAGGAAAUGCGUAAAUUUCAAAUGGAAUCGAUUCUUCCAUCUUAUUUAACAGGUCCAAUUCAAAGACCAUGUACUGCUUUAGUACUUUGGAAACCACCAACUAGGCUGAUUGAUCCAGUACCAAACAACGAAGUGAAUGAAAACAAUAAUAAAGACAAUGUGGUUGACAAUGAUAAAUCUGAAAAUCUUGCAAAAGAGGAUGAAAUGAAUGAAGCUGGUACAAAUGUUAUGGAUUUGGAUACCUGUUAAGACAUACUAAAUUACGGUAACACUUUUUAAGACUUACUACUCCAAGUGAUAUAAUUAGUUUAUAGAAUUUCAAUUAUUGUGUUUGUUUGUUUCACAGAAAUCUUCAUCAACAUUUUUACAAACAAUACUGUUAUAUACUCAAAUCAUAUUUAUAAUCUUCAAUUCUAUUUUAUAAUCAAGGUUUUCAAUGCUAAUGGAAAAUACAAAAAGUGGGAGUAAUAUUUCAAAUAAAAUUCUAUGAAAAAUAAUUAUUUAACAUAAUUAUCCCAUAUAUAAAAGAUUAUUCAAUGUUAAUUAAUAGUCAGACAUUUUAGAAGGGGUUCAAAAUUAAUUUUAGUCUUAAAAUGUUUCAUAUUUAAUGUCUUGCAUCAUCUACAGAGUUGUUUUAAUGAAAACAUCUUCAUUUAUUUAUAUAGUCCAUCUUGAGUCUCAUAUAAACCCAUUUUUCUUUUCAAAAAAUAAUUGUAUUUGUUGUAAUAUAUUUUGACAUUUCUUACAAUUGCUUUAUCAACAUUAAUUACAUACAAACUAAGUCAGUUGUUGAAAAAAAAAUGGAUCAAUGGAAAAUAUUCAUACAGUUAAUAUUGAAGAGGGUGGAAUUUUACUAUUGGAAAUUAGAGAAAGAGUAUUAAGUUUAACACUUCCUAUCUCCCUCUACUUGCUUUUCAUUCCUUUGCUGUUCCCAUCACUUAAAAUUUCGACAUUAUGAGAAUUCAAUUAGAAUAGAGUGAACAGUGGUUUGUUCUCUCUCUAUCAGCAGUUCAGGACCAUUUGAAAUAGCUCCCAUACCACUCUGUAUCUCCCUCUAUAGACUUCUGAUUCACCGUUCAUUGAUUUGAGCAAUCUGAUUCUUCUGUGACAGUGUGCAGCUUUUAGAAUUUAAAAUGGAGGUUCUUCAUGUGAUGUGGUGGCUCAUCUAUCAUGCACAUCAAUAGAGACUUUAUCUCAUAGAUCUUGUUUGCUUUUGGAUUCUUUCCUUUGUACAAAUUAAAAUUUAUCAAGUAGCCUGAGGCAGAAUUCAAGCACUACAUCUUAUACCCAAAUCUUAUAGGUUUGCCUCUUAUGAACUGUUUUUCAUAAUAUCUAAUCAUAGACUCAUCAUAAUCCAGUUCUUGGAUAUUAGUAAAUCCAUAAGCGGCCGUAGCAUCCACAAUUUAUCUUCAGGAGUUUUCUCAUGGAAUUACUGACCAUGGACUCAUAAUUAAUGUUCUUGCAUUUGUCACAAUCAGGUUCAAGAAAAAUUUUUUGUUUGUAUUCAAAAUCACCAUUUAUCCAUGUUAUAUCUUUUAAUCCCGGGCGAGUAAAAACUCCAUCUGUAUCGUAACUGUCAUCAGUAGGGAUUAAAAUCCAUUAAUAUCUCUUCUGAUUCAUCAUUUUCGUCCUGCAAAAUAUUUGAUAAAAUAUGCAGUUGCCGCGUUUAACAUUAUUUCUUGAGCGUUACAUAUAAGUAACGCUAGUCAUCGAUGGGUUAAGCAACAGGAAAACCAUUUAUCACUUUUGACAACAUAUAUUUGUACUGAUUUUGAAAAUAAGUAUUUCAGAUUUAAUAUUUUGCUCUAGAUUGUAAUAUUUUUCAUAAAAAUGUGAAUUACAAAUAUUGAAUUGCUUUUAUUCUUCAAAGUGUGUAUAUUAACAUGUUUUGCUUUUUUUUACUUACUAUACAUAAUUAUAUUUUCCCCUAAUUUUCAAUUUUCACUUGGACAUUUGUGUUGAUGAAAAAUGUCUCUUUAUCAUGGUUUAUGUCACCUAUAAUGAUCUUUCCUUUUUGUUAACAGGAUUUGUUCAGAUUCGUCAUCUAGAUUUUACAGUAUUUACUUUAUCAGAUGAUUUUUCUUUCCCAUUUUUCUUAGCCCUUCUUUUAGUCAUCAGAUGUUUAUAAAAAAUUUCCGAAAAAUAUUCAUUUCGUUCCGAAAUUUAUCUGGUUACAUGUGUUUCAUUAUAACAUAACUUUUUUCAAUUGCCAAUAUAAGAAAAAAAUCCAUAAAAUUCAUCAGUGAAAAUCCUUAAUUUACGAAUUAGUAGGGGAGAAUGUAAUGUAUAUACCGAAUAUUAUAUAUAUUUUUCAAUAAAAUUUUCAAAAAUA
Diorhabda carinulata is the source of this 3008-nucleotide messenger RNA. RefSeq lists its product as uncharacterized. NCBI's taxonomy places the organism in Eukaryota, Metazoa, Arthropoda, Insecta, Coleoptera, Chrysomelidae. The record is from RefSeq and is a predicted model, not a curated record. The transcript is spliced from 2 exons. Bases 179 to 925 code for a protein of 248 amino acids.